Molecule: messenger RNA, 2811 nt
Organism: Daldinia childiae
Lineage: Eukaryota; Fungi; Ascomycota; Sordariomycetes; Xylariales; Hypoxylaceae
Exons: 7
Coding region: 1-2811 (936 amino acids)
Source: RefSeq, a predicted model, not a curated record
AUGUCAACUACCGCAGUGGUGCCAACGCCAUGUGCCAACUGGAAGGAUGGGGGUAGCGUCUGUUCUCGCGAGGGCACGCUUGUUUGUGGGGGCUGUAAGCUAAUCUUGUACUGUAGUCGUCACUGUCAGGUAAAGCACUGGAGCGAGCACAAGAAGGAGUGCAAAUCCCCACUAAGCAAACCCACCUGGCUCCCAGCUUGGGAUCGAGAGCGACGAGAUCCUGCCUGGUCUCGCGGAGAGGCUGCUACUAACUUGCACAACACCUUUGGGCCGAAUAAACACCUCUGGGGCAAUACGCCGGCGAUGGACGUGCUCCAGCUACCGCGGAAUGAGGGGCCGGCCUACGAUAAGGAUGUAGAUAUCCUGUUCGCGGCAUCCGGAGACGUGAGGAACGCUGUACAAACGAUUCGGAACCUACCCCCUGAUUUUAAGCACCAGGUCAAGAUGACAAUCAACGACAGGGACUUUGAUAUUACGGCAAGGAACGCCAUAAUAUUGCUUCUGGCAUUGAGCUCAUUAGAGGGGGAACCCGAUCAGCCGGAUUUUGAAAGAUUGGCAGAAACGCUUAUCCACGUUUGGUACUCGGCCGCCCUCACAAAAGACACUUUAUCUGAACUACGGUCGAGAGUCAAGCCACUUAUCAACGAGGCAUGCGAGCGAACCGUCGAUAAGCAGCCAGACAUCUUUGUAGGAAAAGAAUGGGUAUUUAAAUCAGGUAGUAGCCUCCUUCUGGUCUUAAAGAAAGAAGAUUGGGCUAGGGUAUUGGAAUUUCUCGACGUGCCUGAAGAUCUAACCCUAGAGAAAUCUCGCAAGAUACGCCAGGCUAUUACUUUAGCACCCGAGCGGGAGGACUAUCGAGAUCGGUGGUACUUCAAAGACGCAUCGCCCUCUAUGCGUGUUGCUAAACAGCGGUAUCGAGAGGAUGGCUUACUCCUGGCUUUUGGCCACCCGCGCAUCGGGUUUGACUAUCCUAACCCGACCCUAUUCCAGACAGUAUUCCAAACAAUUUCCUCCUGGCCUAUGGCGAUAAAGCAGACCCCCUCGGUGGCUGGCCUCUCGACGAGGUCAGAGCAACACCAAGUCGCAUUCCCGAAGACAUAUACGGAAAGCUAUUCUCCUAUCUCCGCGGCGUCUUCAGCGCCUUUUCUCCGCCGCGUUGCGACUGGGAAAAUACACUUCGAGCUCUUCAACGUCAACGCGACAGAGCUGAUCCAACGUCUGAUGUUUGAGGAGGGCUCAUAUGACAGGAUCGAGGCUUCUAACAUCUCAGAUAAAUGCUGGCUAGGCACCCGCGAGACCCUGCGCCACCUAUCGCCCCUUCUCAAGACGCCAGCAGAGAACCCUCACGCUACGCUUAUAACCGUGUAUCUCAACGCAGUGAUGGAGACCGUCCGGGGCAGCGACCAGGAGGGCAAGGGACUCGACAUCGCGCGCAUCCGGAAAUACCUGACCAAUAUCCAGGAGAUCAGCCUCAUGAGAAACCUGCAGGGAGCCGAGAUGUACCGGAUCUGGGACGCGCGGAGCUUCACGCUCGACGCGGAUAAGGCUCUUCCGCCAGUACGUCAUGGGUACAUGGCUGCGAAUCAUUUCGGGGACAUCGAGAAGGACUUGCACGUCGUGAUGAAAGAGCAGAAUACGAUUGGCGACGCGUGGCCUACGGCUUUGAAGCUACGCCCGGGACAGCCUGGGGCUCAGGAGGAAUUUAAUGAUGCUCUUGCGUCGUCUUGUACCGGAGUUGAGCGCAUAAAUUUGACGAAUUUUACAUCUGGUUUCAAUAAUGUGGUCCUAGAACUUACAUUUUCAGAUAAUGUGUACUGGAUCGCUCGGAUUCCGCAUCAAGCCCUCGAUGACGGCGACAGAACCUCGAUGCUCAGCGAGAUUGCUACAAUGAAGAUAAUAAAAAAACAUACUACUAUCCCAAUCCCUCAGGUUUUUGACUUUGAAACGUCCGCAGAGCAACCCUUUGGGUACCCGUACAUUUUCACGGAGUACCUUAGGGGCCGCACUCUUCCGAAUGGGCUGGCGACGACAACUAUACCUCACAAAUACCAUACCAAAGUGGCCAAGCAGCUUGCAAAGGUUUUCGCGGAACUCCAGAAUUUGACAUUCAGCCGCAUUGGACGCAUUUGGUGUGGAGAAAAUGCUGAUCAGCCUGUCGAGAUCAUGGCCAUGACCUGGCAUGCUUCGCCUGGUCCCCUGGAAACGUCGCUCGAGUUUUUCUACAACCAGAGGCAGGGGGAGAACCGGGAAAUAAUUGCUCUACAUCCAAAUAACCCAGACUGGCUGACAGCGUGUUGGGUGAUGAAAACAGCUUUAAGCCACAUAAUCAUUGAGGAUAGAGUCCGAGGCCCCUUUCCCUUGUGUCAUCUCGACUUACAUUUCGGCAAUAUGAUUUUUGAUAACGAGUACAACCUAACGGGUAUUAUUGAUUGGAGCAGUGCACAGGCUGCCCCUCUUGAGCAGUUGUCAGUCUGCCCAGAACUUGUCACCUUCCCAGGGUUAUCAGAUGAGGAGAAUCGACCCAUCGUCGAGCUGAAGAAUCUUGUUGUGGAGUCUCUAAGGGAACUAGAGAGAGAUCAAGAAAAGAAGCCACGGCUAGAUAACCCGGCGGUGGGCGUGGCACUAGACUCGAAUCUUACAUCCCUUUCCACCUACAUGGCUUCUAAGAGUGCGGAGGUCACCUACCGUCAGUAUAUGGCUUCACCAAGAGGAAGUCUUUGGGCUGGCCAGAUGAUUGCGAAGAUUAUCUACGGGAAAAAUGUCACUUGGGAACAGCUGAGGGAGGUAUACGGCACCACGCCGCUUUUCUAG